Molecule: messenger RNA, 751 nt
Organism: Hippocampus zosterae (dwarf seahorse)
Lineage: Eukaryota; Metazoa; Chordata; Actinopteri; Syngnathiformes; Syngnathidae
Product: diamine acetyltransferase 1-like
Exons: 6
Coding region: 106-627 (173 amino acids)
Molecular function (GO): N-acetyltransferase activity
Source: RefSeq, a predicted model, not a curated record
UCUGCACCUCCCCCUUGGUCACAUGCACUUACUGACACCUCCCGAUCGAGGGAAAGUGUAUUUACCGGUAGUUCAUUUCAGGACAAUUAGUUGCCUGCUGCAGUCAUGAACUUUGCUAUUCGACUUGCAACAAAAGCAGAUUUUAAAGACAUAUGGAGACUGCUCAAGGAUUUGGCGAGCCAUCUAAAAAUGCUCGACCAAAUGACACAGACAUAUGAAGAAGUGCAACGCCACGGUUUCAGCCAGAAUCCCUGCUUUGAGUCUUUUGUUGCAGUGGUGCCAGAUGAACAUAAGUCUAAAGAAGGAUUCACAAUUGUUGGAUGUGCCCUUUACUUUGACAUCUACGACGUAUGGAAGGGGCAGGCCGUGUGUUUGGAUCAAUUCUAUGUGAUGCCAGAAUUCAGAGGAUUUGGCAUAGGAAAAGCUUUACUGAGCAAUGUUGCUAAGGUGGCGAAAGAGAAGGGGUGUUCAUUGUUGCAGUUGAAUGUGUUGGACUGGAACACUCCAUCACUAGACUUCUUUGCUGCGAGAGGAGCUCAGGAUAUCACUGUUAAGGAAGGCUGGCACGUCAUCAAUUUUGAUGGACAAAGUUUGGAACGUCUGGCAAAUGAAACCCGACAAAAUUAGAAGUGUACUUGGGGAAAAGUAAUUGACACGGUGCACAUGUAGUAUGUUAUUCAUGCGCUGGCUAGCUUGCAGGAGCUGAAUUUGUUGAAAAUGUAGCUGUUUUUGCCAUCUGUAAUGCCACAAA